AUGGUUACCAAGGACCCACCGGCAACCCCUUUGUGGCCGACCAGACCUCAUACGUCAGCAUCAGUCUCGGCAGUGCUCCUGCUGUCAGUCAUCACAGUUCCUCUCACCGUGAACGCCUUUCAUACCACCAUUAACCUACCUACCACACACAGCCCUCUUACCAUCCACAACCAUCAUACCAUCCGGCUCCCGCUUACACAGCCUUCAUAUGAGCAUGAACACGAGCUUGCUGUGCCAGAAUGUGCUACCAACACAACCAAACCAAGCACCGAGUCCGAACUCAACACCGAGCUGUCUGUCGACCGACCAAACAACAUGGAUGAGGAAACUUACUUGUGCCCAUCAGAGACCGCUCACAUCAGGCCCCUUCGUGCCCAGAACACCGAGGGAAAAUGGCGUGUCGUUGUAAACAAUAUCGAUGUCCAUUAUAAGACUCUCAUUCAGACUACACGCAUCGAAGAAUGUCUCAUUUCCGCCGAUGUAUGUCUUCUGAUGCCUGUCUGA
Penaeus monodon (black tiger shrimp) is the source of this 504-nucleotide messenger RNA. RefSeq lists its product as uncharacterized. Bases 1 to 504 code for a protein of 167 amino acids. Gene Ontology annotation, cellular component: extracellular region. Gene Ontology annotation, molecular function: Toll binding; growth factor activity. The record is from RefSeq and is a predicted model, not a curated record. Lineage: Eukaryota; Metazoa; Arthropoda; Malacostraca; Decapoda; Penaeidae. The transcript is spliced from 3 exons. Gene Ontology annotation, biological process: innate immune response; regulation of Toll signaling pathway; central nervous system formation.